AUCUACUCUGAUUAUAUUAUAUAACAUUAUAUUAUAUUACAUUAUAUUACAUUAUAUAAUAUUGCAUUAUAUAUUAUGUUAUAUUACAUUAUAUUAUAUUAUAAUAUAUAACAUUGCAUUAUAUAUUACAUUAUAUUACAUUACAUUACAUUAUGUUAUAUUGUAUUACAUUAUAUUAUAUUAUAUUAUAUUAUAUUAUAUUAUAUUAUAUUACAUUACAUUAUAUUAUAUUAUAUUAUAUUAAAUUAUAUUAGCAGGCCAAAAGAGCAGUCUACUCCUCCUCAAUAAAAUAAAUUCCUCCUCGUCUUCAGUCACAGUAAAUGGAUUGUGUUUUGAGUUUAUUAAUCCAUCCAUCUUCUAUACCGCUUUAUCCUUUUCAGGGUCGCAGGGGAACCUGGAGUCUAUCCCAGGGAGCAUGGGGCACAAGGCGGGGUACACCCUGGACAGGGUGCCAAUCCAUCGCAGGGCACACUCACAUACACACUCACACACCCAUUCAUACACUACGGACACUUUAGACACACCAAUCAGUCUACCACGCAUGUCUUUGGACUGGGGGAAGAAACCGGAGUACCCGGAGGAAACCCCCACAGCACGGGGAGAACAUGCAAACUCCGCCCACACAGGGCCACGGUGGGAAUCGAACCCCCGACCCUGGAGGUGUGAAUCACCGUGCGCCCGAGUUUAUUAAUGUGAAACAAAAUCUAUCGAUGUGUUCCACUUGCCUAACAUUAGACAGUUUUACAGCGAACGUAUCGUUAACGUAUUUAUCAGGGACGCCACCGAAAGACUUUGAUUUUGACCCAGAAAGAUUCAAUAGUCCAACAACAAAAUGUCAGGAAGUCCGAAGCGUCGGACGCAUCGAAACACUUUGAGCAGUAGAUCAGAAGUGAAAAGACUGAAAAGUGAUCCAGACUGCUGGGACUACGGCUGCUCCUAACGCCAAACAGACUUCAUAUAAAUCCAUAAUGAACUUUUUCACACUAUCCGUCGUUCCCCAGAUGAGGACGGGUUCCUUCUGAGUCGGGUUCCUCUCGAGGUUUCUUCCUCUUAAAACAUCUUAGAGAGUUUUUCCUCGCCACCGUCGCCACUCGGUGGCUUGCUCAGUUGGGAUAAAUUCACACCUUUAAUAUCUGUACACCGUGUUGAUGUUUCUGUAAAGCUGCUUUGAGACAAUGUCUAUCGUAAAAAGCGCUAUACAAAUAAAACUGAAUUGAAUUGAAUUGAAAAAUGUCGGUCAAAUGUGGUUGGGAAAUGGGUAAGCAUUUCCCAACCACACAGCUGAUGAUAUGAUUACAUCCUGGAGGGAACACCAUCCGUCACACCGUACUGUUCACACGCUCAUUCACACGCUCAUUGAUACACAGUGGAAUGUUUUGGCUUUUGGCAGGUAGGAGGAACCUGGAGAACCCGGAGGAAACCUGUGCAUGUGAAAGAAAAGCGAAACUCCAUACAGACAAAACCCCGAGCCGUGAGGUGGCAACGUGACGCUCUGAGCCACCGCUGUGACGCCGUGGCCACGCGUACAUCUUUCUUCAUUUGACCGAAAACGAAUCGCAGACAACGUUCACUGCCUUCUUAAUUAUUCAUUAUUUGCAGCCUGUCGUUUUACAGAGAAAACAGACACCGAGAGCACUCGCAACCAUGUGAUCAUUGAUCACGAUAUCGAUAUCAGAGUGAUAUAUCGCCCAGCCAUAACCUCACACAAUAUCCACAUCGUGAUACACUUUAAAUACCGACCGACUGAAAUAUGGCGUCAGUCUUUCAAUCAGAUUUGUAAAAUGUUAAUAUUUUUGAGACAUUUUUAUUUAUUUAUUUAUUUUUAGUUCGUGUUAGUCAAUGUUUUAUUUAAUGCCACACGCUGAGAUCCCGUGAUACAUCCUGAACCGCAGAAGUGCCUUCGACACUCGCGAUGCGGUAUUCCUGUCACAUCGCCCUCCUCUAAGCUCAUCUUCGAGACUUUGUUUUUUCCGCUCCUUUUUUCCCCCCCAGGUCAUUACCCGUAAAAGAAAGAGACAACGAAAAGUCCUCGCGAUAAGAGCUCGGUGGAAUUCCCUGUGUGUUUGGGUGAAAGUUGUAGUAAUAGCACUUAUAAUGUGGACCAAGUAAACACCAUUCCUUCCCUUUUAAUUUUGUGAACUUUGCUCAAGUCUGAGAGGAAUCUCUGACUUCCCCUGCUACAUUUUCCCUGAUUCACGUGUAUGUGUUGGCGUGUGUGUGUGAGUGUGUGUGUGUGUGUGUGUGUAUUUAACCCCAAUCUUCAUCUACCUACUUGCGUAAUUAUUAUUUCACUUCCUCAUUCUCUAUAGCAUCGCCUCUGACAUGUGUUUGAGAAUAUAAUACAUUUAAAAAAAAAAAAAAAAAAAAAACAUACUUCAUUGGACCAUAAUUAUCUGUGAGAUGAAAAAGAUACUGAAUCUGUAGAAAUAGUAUGACUUACCUAAAACUGAUUCUCACUGACGCCAUUUUGCCUGAAAGCUUCAUUCGAUCUCUGUAAGUUUUGCUACACGUGUGUAACCGGCGCUACGUCGCUUCCUAACCAAUUCAUUAGAAGUAAGUAACCAAUGUUGACCUAGAAUUAGCUACAAUUUGACUUGCUGGAGUCGAUGCUAGUCUAACCCGGUAUUAGCAAAGAAAGCAUGCUAACAGCUACGUAAAUAUAGCCGGUUAACGUUCUGCAAUUCGUGAAACGUGCCUCAACAUGCUUUUAGAUGGAGUUCAUGCCUUCUAGGGAGGUAAAGGAGACGCCUCGUUUUAUUAAAACCAGUCUUUACACCAGAUCAGAGCGGAGGAUGAAUUGAUUAACGGGUUCUGGAUCGGUUUUUUCUACAUUGAUGAAUUCGAGCUCACGUGAUUGAUGUAUAGAGUAAAGUCAUGAUCUGGAUAAGAGACGAAGAGACCUUUAAGAUGAAUUCGAGCUCAUGUGAUUGAUGUAUAGAGUAAAGUCAUGAGCUGGAUAAGAGACGAAGAGACCUUUAAGAUGAAUUCGAGCUCAUGUGAUUGAUGUAUAGAGUAAAGUCAUGAGCUGGAUAAGAGACGAAGAGACCUUUAAGAUUUGUAGCGAGUCCUUAUAAACAAGGUCUAAAUAAUAAAUGUACACAAAUUCGAUUUCCAUAACACUCAAGUGAAGUAUCUAAAUAAUACUUCAUUGUAGCAGUGACGAUGUAUAUUUGAUGGUGACCAGGACUGGUACUUUUUUACUCUAAAAGCCUCUGUGCACAAAGUAAUUAGGUCAGAUGUGUAAACUUUCCAAAAGGUCGCCGGUGUUUGGUUUUUAUCAAUGCCUUUUGUCAAUGCGUUUACAGUUCCUCAUUAGCUGGUACAUUGUCCUGUGCUGGGAAUUUUUUUUCUUCUGUCUCACCUGCCUAUAAAGUCUCCUGAGUUCAGUCAGUUGUUCAUUGUGAGCACAGCCUCAGAAACUUCAUCGCGCUUAGACACGACCCAAAAAACCAAAAAACAAACAAACCAAGAGAAGAAGAUGAAUUUGUUUUGCAUCAUUGCCUUGCAUCUAACCCUUCUUCAUGUCGGGGAAGGCAGUACACUGCGGGUUGUCAAGCCAAACGUUAUUGCUUUGGAAGUAAGCGGAAACCCGAUGGAACAAAAGACCAGAGUUGCGCUGAGUUGUGGCGAUGAGUUCGAAGGCACUGAGAUCCACUGGCGGAAAAAUCAACAUAACAUCCCCACCAAGGGUAACAGUAUAGAAGUGACCAUCGAGGCGAUGCUGGGAGGAAACUUCACCUGCCACGCCGCAUCGGGAGACGUUCUGAACCACACGCUGGUGCUGGUCAGUCCACUCGACUUUGAGAAGGCCAUUCUGCUACGAAACAAUAACAAAGAGUACAUUACAUGCAUAGCGAGAAACUACAGUGGCCCGUUCCACUGCUCUUGGAAAUGGGAUCCCAUAAGGAACGGCGUCGUGGUGUUUUUCACAGCUUUCCGGAACUCGAGCGCUAUCAACUGCUCCCUGGACGCUGAUAGCGGCGGGCUGACUUGUGAGGAUCUGCAGUGUCCCUUCUCCGAGGAGGUGACUCGCAUUAACCUCACCUUGCUGGUCCGAAACCAGUACCGCUUAGAAGAGCACCAAAGGGCGUUCUUCAUCCAUGAUAUAAUCAAGCCGGGAAAGGUCGACAUCACCAAGGCCGAGAACAACGAGUUUGAGUGGGAAGUCCCCAAAACGUGGAACUCACCGUGUACGUUCUUCCCGCUGCGGUACGAAGUGAAAGUGAUGUCACAUCGCAAGGACUGUGAUGACACAUCACAUGACAACGGAGGAAACCAUCCAGAUAGCCAUUACAUCAGCGAAACCCGUUAUGCGGUCUCCGGCAAGAGGAGUUAUACGUUCUGCGUGAGAGCUCAGGACUCCUUCACCAAUAAAGUCUGGGGAGACUGGAGCCAGCACAGGGUCAUCAAACAAAAAUCGAAAAAAUGAAAGGGCAAGAAGAAAACAUCCCACUUCCGUCCACUAUACAUCCUGCUUGUUUUUACAGUAUGACAGCUGUGGAUCUGUGCGUGUUGUGGUGGUGUGAUAUUGUUUUAUUCCUGUUAUACUACAGCAAUUCACCAGUAUUUAUUAUUUAUUAAAGAAUGACACUUCA
Molecule: messenger RNA, 4595 nt
Organism: Ictalurus furcatus (blue catfish)
Lineage: Eukaryota; Metazoa; Chordata; Actinopteri; Siluriformes; Ictaluridae
Gene: il12bb
Product: interleukin 12B, b
Exons: 9
Coding region: 3479-4429 (316 amino acids)
Molecular function (GO): protein binding
Source: RefSeq, a predicted model, not a curated record